GUCCGGGCAGCCGGGUUCUGGUUCCGGUGUGACUGUCUCCCAGGACUCUCGCUGAGGGUUCAUUUUGAGCAUAUGUUACAAAGAUGGCUGUCUCUCUUAUUAUAAAGUGGGGAGGGCAAGAAUUUUUGAUAACUACUCUGUCUGAAGAGGACACAGUGUUAGAUCUCAAGCAAUCUCUCAAGGGGCUUACUGGAGUGCUACCAGAGCGCCAAAAGCUUCUUGGACUAAAAGUGAAAGGCAGACCAGCAGAGAAUGAUGUUAAGCUUGGAACACUAAAAUUGAAACCAAAUACUAAAAUUAUGAUGAUGGGGACACGUGAGGAAAGCUUGGAAGAUGUCCUUGGGCCACCUCCUGACAAUGAAGAUGUAGUCAAUGAUUUUGAUAUUGAAGAGGAAGUUGUUGAAGUGGAGAAUAGGGAAGAGAAUCUACUAAAAAUCUCUCGUAGAGUUAAAGAGUACAAAGUGGAAAUAUUGAAUCCUCCAAGGGAAGGGAAGAAAUUAUUGGUUCUGGAUGUUGACUACACCCUAUUUGACCACAGGUCAUGUGCAGAGACUGGCGUUGAGCUGAUGAGGCCAUACUUGCAUGAGUUCCUGACAUCUGCGUAUGAAGACUAUGAUAUUGUAAUAUGGUCUGCUACUAAUAUGAAAUGGAUUGAGGCUAAAAUGAAGGAACUUGGAGUGAGCACCAAUGCAAACUACAAGAUAACCUUCAUGUUGGAUAGUGCUGCCAUGAUAACUGUGCAUACUCCAAGGCGAGGAUUAAUUGAUGUGAAACCUCUGGGUGUUAUAUGGGGCAAAUUUUCAGAGUUUUACAGCAAGAAAAAUACAAUCAUGUUUGAUGACAUUGGACGAAAUUUUCUGAUGAAUCCCCAAAACGGACUUAAGAUAAAGCCCUUCAUGAAGGCGCAUUUAAACAGAGAUAAAGAUAAAGAGCUUCUAAAACUUACUCAGUACCUCAAGGAAAUAUCAAAAUUAGAUGACUUUUUAGAGCUGAACCACAAGCACUGGGAAAGAUACCUUUCAAAGAAGCAAGGCCAAUAGCUUUAAUUUGUGAAGUGGAAUGUAGAGACCCUUUGACCUUUCCUCCUGUGUAAGCUAGAAUAAAUAGUGCUGGACACUGACUUA
Messenger RNA from Eublepharis macularius, 1124 nucleotides. RefSeq names its product ubiquitin like domain containing CTD phosphatase 1 (gene UBLCP1). The transcript is spliced from 11 exons. Gene Ontology annotation, molecular function: protein serine/threonine phosphatase activity; protein binding. Gene Ontology annotation, biological process: protein dephosphorylation. Bases 84 to 1040 code for a protein of 318 amino acids. Gene Ontology annotation, cellular component: nucleus. Lineage: Eukaryota; Metazoa; Chordata; Lepidosauria; Squamata; Eublepharidae. The record is from RefSeq and is a predicted model, not a curated record.